This is a messenger RNA of Emiliania huxleyi CCMP1516, 3189 nucleotides long. RefSeq lists its product as hypothetical. The transcript is spliced from 5 exons. The coding region runs from base 1 to 3189 and encodes 1062 amino acids. Lineage: Eukaryota; Haptophyta; Isochrysidales; Noelaerhabdaceae. The record is from RefSeq and is a predicted model, not a curated record. Gene Ontology annotation, molecular function: DNA binding.
AUGAGCAAACGGCAGUCUCGCCGCGCGUCAGGCCGAUCGCCCGAGCUGCUGCAGCCUCUCCAUCCCAUUUUGGGCUCCGGCCCUGCAUGGAGCCCGCCACCCGCACCCGACACCAUCGGCACGAUUGUCUCCCGGCCGAUGGCGAUGCCCUCUUACGAGGUGAGCCAGCCUGUGGCAGUGCCGUUCCCCGUCCUACCCGCCAACGCCGCUCUCGUCGGCGCGGAGGCCGUCCGGGCGUGGGCUCGGGGAGUCGCACACAAGCCGGGCGAGGCGCAGCCGUCGCCGCCGCCCUCGCUGCUCCUCGAGCACCGUCAAGAGGAGGGCAGCGAGCGGACCGGCGGCUCGCUCGUCGCGGAUGGCGACCAGCGGCUCGGGGCGCAGUCCGCUGGCCCGGUCCGCACGGGCGCAUGCCCCGGCGGCGUCUGCGGCAAGCGCCGGCGCGCGGGCCCGCGCAAGGGCGGAGGCGGCGCACGGCAGGCCGAGGAGGAGGAGGAGGGGGGAGAGGGGGAGGAGGCGGCGAGUGAGGAGGAGCGGCUCGCCGAGCUCAACGAGCGCGUGCGCGACGCGCUCCGCGAGCGGGGCCUCAACCUGCAGCAGCUCGCAUGCCACAUCGGCUUCAGCUCGACCGCGACGCUCUGCGACAAGUUUACCUUACCUUACUUGCCCCUAGGCCGCGCCGCGCCGAAGACCAAGGGCGAAGUGCUGCACGCGCUCGACAGGUGGUGCCGCGACCCCUCCUCCACCAUCGCCACCGAAGCGGAGGAGGAUGCAGCCCGCGCCUGUGCUCUCGCAGCGCCCGCGCCGCCCGCGCCUGCACUCGAGGCAGAGGGCUGCACCAAGAAGCGGCGCGGCGCGGCGCCGGCGGCGGAGGCGGUGGCGGCGGCGGAGGAGGAGGAGGAGGAGGGGGGGGAGGUUCUGGCGGCCGGGCAGGCACCGGCGGCCGAGGAGCCGCUGUCGGACGAUGCGGGGGAGGUGCCAAGAGCGGUGGCGGCGGAGGCGCAGGCGGAGGAGGAGGCAGAGGCGGCGGCGGAGGAGGCGCAGGCGCAGGCGGCGGAGGCGCAGGCGGCGGAGGCGCAGGCGGAGGCGGCGGAGGCGCAGGCGCAGGCGGCGGAGGCGCAGGCGGAGGAGGAGGCAGAGGCGGCGGCGGAGGAGGAGGAGAUGGCCGAGGAGGCGGCCACGGCCGGCCCAGGGGGUGUGGUGGCAGAGGCGGAGGGGUUGAGGCUGCACCUCUGUGGCACCGGAGUGCGCCACAGCGGCACGGGCUACAAGGGCGUGACGCAGGCCGCCUACGGCCGCUUCCGCGCGCAGCGCUACGAGGGGAAGCGGUGCAUCUACAUCGGGCUGUACGGCACGGCGGUGGAGGCGGCGGUGGCGUUCGCGCGCGUGGUCGGUGAGGCGCCGGAGAGAGAGGCGGCGGCGGGAGGUGGAGAGGAGCGGGAGGCGGCCCCACCAGAGGAGCGGGGGGUGGCAGAGAGAGAGGCGGCGGCGGGAGGUGGAGAGGCGGACGAGGCGCUGCCCGCAGCGGAGGCGGCUGCCGAGGCGGCGGCGGCGGCGGCGGGCGGGGAGGCGGCGGGCGGGGAGGCGGCCACGCUCCGCGAUUCGGCGGUAGAGGCGGCGGAGACGUCGGAGGCGGCGGAGGCGGAGGCGGGCGGCCUCCGGCUGCACCUCGGCAAGGGUGGCACCGGCUACAAGGGCGUCUCCAAGUUCAACAGCGGCGGCUUCGAGGCGUACUACUUUGCGGGCCGCAAGGUGCGGCUGGGCGUGUACGAUACCGUGCUCGAGGCGGCGGAGGCGUACGCGCGGUACGUCAACGAGAACGGCGUCGAAGAGGAGGCGCCGCCGCCGCCGCCUCCGACGGAGGAGGAGGUGCUCGCGGCGGCGGCGGCGGAAGGGCUGCAGCUCCACCGCAAGGAUGGGAACAUGACGGGCUACAAGGGCGUCUCGCCCCUCGACGGCGCGUUCGAGGCAUACUUCAACGUGCGCGGCCGCAAGAUCCGUCUGGGCAGGUUUCCCACCGCCGCGGCGGCGGCGGUGGCCUACGCGCGGCACGUGGCCGACCCUCAGACGGCCGGCGAGCACGCGGCGACGGUGGUCGCCCGGUGUGAGCAGCGCCAGGAGCGGCGCGAGGCCUGUAAGAUCGCUCACCGACACAGCCGCCGCGCUGUGCCGGAGUGCCCCGGCACGCCCCCGCCAGAGGAGGAGGCGGCGGAGGAGGCAGCGGCGUCCGGGGCGGCGCAGGGGCGUGCGGAGGCAGCGGCGGGGGCAGCAGCGGCAGCAGCGGCAGCGGCGUCGGCGGCGGCGGCGGCAGCGGCCUUCCGUCGCAGCUCUCGCGUGCCCAGUUGCAUGCCGACUGGAGAGACGUACGUCGGCGGUGGCUUGGGCGGGAAGAGCGGCCACACGCGCGACACCGCCGCGCCACCCGCCAAGCCGACCGCCAAGGCACCACCCGCCAAGGCGCCCGCAAGACCGCCCGCCAUGGCUCCCGCUAUGCCACCCGCCGCCGCCGCACCCGCCGCACGCACCGCGCCAGCCGCAGCACGCGCCGCCGCACGCGCCGCGCCCGCCGCCGCCGGCACCGACCCGGCUCGCGGCGCGGCGCUGCGCUCCGUGGCGAAUCCGAAGCGCAGCGGCGGGAAGUGGGCUCCGUGCCCCGGGCUGUGCGGUGGCCGCACCGCCGGGGGCGUGUGGUGCGACGCUUGCAAGGAGGAGGGCGACGCGGUGCUCUCCGCCGCCGGCCGGGGCAGCGGUGUCACCAUGCCGAGCAGCGGUGUCCGCCCGCUCGUGGCGGCGGCGGCAGAGGCGGCGGCGGCAGAGGCGGCGGCGGCAGAGGCGGCGGUGGCAGAGGCGGCGGCGGCAGAGGCGGCGGCGGCGGCAGAGGAAACAGAGGCAGCAGAGGCGGCAGAGGCAGCAGCGGACAACGAAACCGGCGCCCGCCGCGAGGCCGGCGCCGAGGCCGCGCCGAAGCGCUCGAUCGGGGCUGCCGGAGGGGCGGCGGAGGAGCGCAAGGCGGCGGUGGGCGGCCCAUUCUUCCGCUGCGACGGGCUCGGCGGCUCGUGCCCUGAGGUGCGGCCGAGGACGGAGGGCGGAAACUGGGCGAAGCACAUGCUUUCCCCGCAGGAGCAGCGCAUGCGCGGCACCAGCAAGCGGUUCUGCGGGCAGUGCCGGGUCCCCGCCGACGACUUAAACUAG